CCGCUAGGGCCAUCGACUAUAUAUCGGCGGCCGAUUGUUCAUCUGCCGGCUGCCCUAUGUAUACAAAGUGACAUCGGCGUUGCUGUACGCUAAGCUGCUUUUCGGGCGGAACCAUACUGCCGAAUCCUCGGGUAGCAGGAGUGCCAUCCAAGAUCCUGUUUAUCGUAUGCGCUUUUCUGACACUGCAUGGAACCUUUCAGACUGCUUAGUGUCUUUGUGUCCUAGCUGGUAGGCCUACGCGUCUUUGAUGCUCGGUGGCCAUUCAUCACGCGUUGUCCUCACAAAUCUGACUCCGUCUUGGCAUGAUCGGACUUCCCCACCAGUCCGCGGCGGGCGAUUCCACGCCUUCCCACUCCAUCAUCACCAUGGAGGCAAGAGAGGGAAGGAUAGGGAACGCGUUCGCCUGUGAACGCUGUCGAAAACACAAGGUUCGAUGCGUGCCGUCCGAAGCUGCAGGCAUCUGCCAAAGAUGUCAAAAGGCUCGCGUCGACUGUAUCGAACAUGUUGCUCGACGGAGACCAGCAAAACCAAGGGCGGUGGUACAACAAACAAACAAAGUGGCUGAGAUGGAAAAGAGAAUUGAGAAGCUACACGCCAUCGUCACGUCCACCACAGCACCAAGCGUGGCGAGUUCUACGCCCUCAUCUACCUUACCACCUGUAGCAACCAUCCCAUCCCAGUCCGUAGAGCUUUCGCGACGCACCUCAACGCCAGCACCUAUCAUCCCAUCUGCCACCCCCUUGCCAAUCGUCAAAACACCAAUCCUCCCGAACCCUGGCUCCACGCCCGAAUCAGCACUGUCAUUCUGGGAGUCUAUGAACGACGCUGUGACCGGCCUCGGACGUCUGGAUCCUGUUAUUCGGUCCAUCAGCAUCAUCCAUAUGCAGUCAUUAUUGGAGACGUACCGGUCGAUGACCGAGUUUUUCCCGUUUGUGCUGCUGCCUAGGGAAUGCUUCUGUGGCGACUUGAUCCAGCAAAGGCCAAUCUUCCUAUUUGCGGUGCUUACUGCGGCGUCAUUUGACUCGUCUCAACUACAAGUCUCACUAAGCAGAGAGUUCCGUAAGGUAGUCAUGGUCAAGAUCAUGAAUGGAGAAAAGAGUCUUGAUCUCUUGCAAGGUCUUCUUGUAUUCAUAGCAUGGCACCAUCACUACAUGGACGUAAAUGCUGCUUCGGUGCACUUGCUUCUCCAGAUAUGCGUUGGUAUCGCGGGCGAACUUGGCCUCGACAACAUCUCAUCUCAUUCACGAAGUCCGGUGCAAAAAGAUGAUGUAUGGCACAGAGAGGCGAAGAGAGCCUACUUGGGAUGCUACUAUCUCGCAUCCAGCCUCAGCCUGCUGGAAUCUGGCAGAACACGAAGCAUGUCACAUUCAAGUACCUUGCAAAUGUUUGCAAGAGACAUCGCCGACGCCUGGGAGCACCGAUCUGAUGCCAUUGUGCCGAUCCUUGUCGAUAUGUGCCAGUUCAUGGAGGAUGUUGAAGAUACUUUCGGCGAUCAUUCGGAGCCUGCGCUUGUCACCAAGGCCCAGUUAAAGCGCCUGAGUGAGAAGUGGGAUCAUAUGCAGUCUGCGACCAAAGCUCAGGCGAACGACUACCGUACGCUGCGAUGGAUCCAGCUAGUAGCCCGAACACACCUCUACAAAGCCACGGCCUCUCUCGAUAUAUACGACCGAGACAGCAUACCGUGGGUAUCUGGAUUCCAACUGUCGCAACGUAUUACAUGUCUACGGUGCGUCGAACAAUUCCUGGACUACAGCCUCCAGCUUUCCAGUACCGAGUAUGAGCGGUUAUCGAUUACGGACUGGCUUGCACUGGUAGCUGGCUUGACCACGCUGGCCAAACUCGCUCUCCAUACCUCGCCAAUGCCAGGAUGGGAUCCCGUAGAGCUGCAGAUCUCAAAGAGUUUCGAGUACUUUCGCGACCAACUAUCAGCACAGAUGCCACGACUACACGAGUCGCAAGAUCUUGGCGAGGAUCUUUUUGAGCGAUUCCGACGAAUUACAGCAAUCAUGAAAAUGGCAGUCAAGGCCGCACCGGGAAGAAGCAGCCCAAACGGGUCUACUUUCGAGCUGGCCACUGGCUCUGGAAGAACAGUUUCUCUUCUGCAAGAAUUGCCUCCGCUGAAGCCUAAUGGUGUAUCGAAUGGCUCUGAUCCACUCCCUGUACCCUGGAAAGUCAGCCCGCAAUUCGACAUAAGCAGUCAGGAAUUUCUUUGGAAAUUUCUCACCGGCUCCAUUUGAGCAAUACGGAGACUACCACCAAUCGUAAAUCCAAUAUUUCCCUUCCUCGAAUAUUCAUACCCAUUCCGAAUACCAUAGCUCCACGUGUUUCGGCUCGCGAAAAGUAGUCCCCGAGGACAGUGCCCAAAUGCAGCGUGGGUAAAGACGCAUACCACAAUCAAGCUCAUCGAAAAUC
This is a messenger RNA of Paraphaeosphaeria sporulosa, 2412 nucleotides long. RefSeq lists its product as uncharacterized. Gene Ontology annotation, cellular component: nucleus. Gene Ontology annotation, biological process: regulation of DNA-templated transcription. NCBI's taxonomy places the organism in Eukaryota, Fungi, Ascomycota, Dothideomycetes, Pleosporales, Didymosphaeriaceae. The record is from RefSeq and is a predicted model, not a curated record. Gene Ontology annotation, molecular function: transcription cis-regulatory region binding; zinc ion binding; DNA-binding transcription factor activity, RNA polymerase II-specific. The coding region runs from base 303 to 2237 and encodes 644 amino acids. The transcript is spliced from 3 exons.